AUGGCGAUCAGACCAGCUCCAGAAUCAGUUGCCCGGGAAGCGGCAGCAAACAUUCACCCCGUUCGAGACCCCAACACCCUGUCCAACUACAAUGCAUGGAGAACGAAGCAUACAACCGCAGACUUCGAUAUUGACUUUGAUGCUCAGUGUCUGACCGGCACUGUUCAUCUCACUCUUGAUCGACUGGCCAAGAAUGAGAGCAAGAUCGUGCUCGAUACCAGGUAGGCUCUCUCCGCUGCUGAUGUGAUGGUCAUACCUCUUAACAAUCACUUCUAGUUUCCUCGAGAUUGUCGGCGUCGACAUUGAAGGCGAAGCAGCGAAAUGGGAGUUGGCGACCCAGCGGAUGGAGCCCUACGGCAGCCCUUUGACCAUUCAAGUGGCGGAGGGAAUGAUCGAUCCAGCUGCCGCAAGCAUCAAGCUAAGCAUUGGUGUCCAGACCACCAAGGACUGUACGGCAUUGCAAUGGCUUGCGCCGGCACAGACGAGCAACAAGAAACACCCAUACAUGUUUUCACAGUGUCAGGCGAUACAUGCUCGCUCACUGCUCCCUUGCCAAGAUACUCCAGAUGUGAAGUCCACCUAUCAGUUCAACAUCCGUAGUCCACUACCGGUGUUGGCGUCUGGCCUGCCCACUGGCGCGAAGGAUUUCCUGCAUGGCAAGGACGGCAAACCAGGGACACUUCUUUACACCUUCAAUCAAUCGAUCCCAAUGCCGUCAUAUCUCUUUGCACUAGCAAGCGGUGACCUUGCAUCUGCUUCAAUCGGUCCUCGAUCGACAGUUUGGACUGGCCCUGAAGAGCUGCAAGCAAGUCAGUGGGAAUUUGAACAUGAUACUGAGAAGUACAUCGAGACUGCAGAGAAGAUCGUCUAUCCGUAUGAAUGGACGACCUACAAUGUUUUGGUUCUCCCACCAUCCUUUCCCUAUGGCGGAAUGGAGAAUCCCGUGUACACAUAUGCAACUCCAACAUUGGUAUCUGGCGAUAGACAAAACGUUGACGUUAUUGCGCACGAACUAGCUCAUUCCUGGUCCGGCAAUCUUGUCAGCAACGCGAGCUGGGAACACUUCUGGCUUAAUGAAGGUUGGACCGUCUAUCUCGAACGCCGAAUCCAAGCAGACAUCCACGGUGGUGACACGUAUCGUGACUUCUCUGCCAUUAUCGGUUGGAAAGCGCUGUCAGACAGCAUCGCACAAUUUGGCGAAGACCACGAUUUCACCAAGCUCAUCCCGGACCUCAAGGGCAGAGACCCGGACGAUGCCUUCUCAAGCAUCCCUUACGAGAAAGGGUCGACCUUCCUCUAUCACCUUGAGAAACUUGUUGGUAGGGUAAAAUGGGACAAAUUCAUCCCACACUACUUCACGACCUUCAAGCGCCGCUCUGUCGACAGCUACGAGUUCAAAGCCACACUGCUCUCGUUCUUCGAAUCUGAUGCAGAGGCAUCCAAGAAAUUGAAUGAUCUUGAUUGGGACGAGUGGUUCUACAAGCCCGGUUUCCCACCCAAGCCAAACUUCGACACCACUCUUGCCGAUAUGUGCUACGACCUUGCUGAAAAAUGGGAAGCCUUGAAUCACGGCAAUGCAGAGUUCACACCCACCAAGCAAGACAUCGAAAGCUUCACCGCAAAUCAGAACGUUGUGUUCCUCGAGAAAGUCCAGACAUUCGAUAAGCCGCUUUCGCCGAAGCUGGUAGACGAGAUGGGCGAGCAGUAUGGAUUUGCAAAGAGCAAGAAUGUUGAACUCGUCAGCCGAUACUUUGUUAUUGGACUAAAGGCUCGUGCGGAGAGUGUAUACAAGCCCACCGCCAAGCUCCUGGGUGAAGUUGGCAGGAUGAAAUUCGUGAGACCGCUUUUCAGGGAGUUGAUGAAGUGCGACAUGGCAUUGGCCAAGGAGACGUUUGAGAAGAAUCGGGAUUUCUACCAUCCGAUAUGUAGGGCUAUGAUGGAGAAGAUGCUGGAAAACCAUGAGAAGGCAUGA
Lecanosticta acicola is the source of this 1972-nucleotide messenger RNA. The record is from the annotation of a GenBank genome assembly. NCBI's taxonomy places the organism in Eukaryota, Fungi, Ascomycota, Dothideomycetes, Mycosphaerellales, Mycosphaerellaceae.